Eleginops maclovinus (Patagonian blennie) is the source of this 1930-nucleotide messenger RNA. RefSeq names its product tubulin beta-1 chain-like. The coding region runs from base 140 to 1477 and encodes 445 amino acids. Gene Ontology annotation, molecular function: GTP binding; structural constituent of cytoskeleton; GTPase activity. Gene Ontology annotation, biological process: microtubule cytoskeleton organization; mitotic cell cycle. Gene Ontology annotation, cellular component: cytoplasm; microtubule. The transcript has 7 exons. The record is from RefSeq and is a predicted model, not a curated record. Lineage: Eukaryota; Metazoa; Chordata; Actinopteri; Perciformes; Eleginopidae.
AUGAAUAUGGACUAAUAGCCUUAAUCCAGAAACGGUACAUUGCAGCACUCGGGUCUUCUCCGGUUAGUUCGUAGCUGCGUCACUACAGAUUAAACCCUUUGUCCUUUUCUGUCGUUGGCAAAUUGUUAAUUCAACCAAAAUGAGGGAAAUCGUGCACUUACAGGCAGGCCAGUGUGGAAAUCAAAUUGGAGCUAAGUUUUGGGAAGUGAUUAGCGACGAACAUGGCAUCGACCCAACCGGGUCAUACGUGGGGGACAGCGACCUGCAGCUUGAUCGCAUCAACGUGUAUUACAACGAAGCAUCAGGUGGAAAGUAUGUCCCCCGGGCGGUGCUGGUGGACCUGGAGCCUGGCACGAUGGACUCAGUGAGGUCCGGUCCCUUUGGCCAGAUCUUCAGACCAGACAACUUUGUCUUUGGCCAGAGCGGAGCAGGUAAUAACUGGGCUAAAGGUCACUACACUGAGGGAGCUGAGCUGGUGGACUCGGUCCUGGAUGUGGUGCGGAAGGAAGCAGAGAGCUGUGACUGCCUGCAGGGCUUCCAGCUCACACACUCCCUGGGUGGAGGCACUGGCUCAGGCAUGGGCACGCUCCUUAUCAGCAAAAUCCGAGAGGAGUAUCCAGACCGCAUCAUGAACACUUUCAGCGUGGUGCCUUCCCCUAAGGUGUCAGACACAGUGGUGGAGCCAUACAAUGCCACCCUCUCCGUCCACCAGCUGGUGGAGAACACAGAUGAGACCUUCUGCAUUGAUAAUGAGGCGCUGUAUGACAUCUGCUUCCGCACGCUGAAGCUCACCACGCCCACCUACGGAGACCUCAACCACCUCGUCUCAGCCACCAUGAGCGGGGUGACCACCUGUCUGCGCUUCCCCGGCCAGCUCAAUGCUGAUCUGAGGAAACUGGCCGUCAACAUGGUGCCCUUCCCCAGGCUGCACUUCUUCAUGCCCGGCUUCGCCCCGCUGACCAGCCGAGGCAGCCAGCAGUACAGAGCGUUGACAGUCCCUGAGCUCACCCAGCAGAUGUUUGACUCCAAGAACAUGAUGGCGGCCUGCGACCCACGCCACGGCCGCUACCUCACAGUUGCCGCCAUCUUCAGAGGCCGCAUGUCCAUGAAGGAGGUGGACGAACAGAUGCUGAACGUGCAGAACAAGAACAGCAGCUACUUCGUCGAGUGGAUCCCAAACAACGUGAAGACUGCCGUCUGCGACAUCCCUCCCCGUGGCCUCAAGAUGGCUGCCACCUUUAUCGGGAACAGCACGGCCAUUCAGGAGCUGUUCAAGCGCAUCUCAGAGCAGUUCACCGCCAUGUUCCGCCGCAAGGCCUUCCUCCACUGGUACACUGGUGAGGGCAUGGAUGAGAUGGAGUUCACAGAGGCUGAGAGCAACAUGAACGACCUGGUGUCCGAGUACCAGCAGUACCAGGACGCCACUGCCGAGGAGGAGGGCGAGUUUGAGGACGAAGGCGAAGAGGACCUGGCUUAGACGCCCACCCCAAAGUUUACUCCCCCUAUGCAACAGUUAGUUAGGGGCUGACGAUUGGCUUUUAAUAAAUGAAACUACAGUUAUAAAGAAUAGUUCGCACAGUAGUCACUCUGAAUGUCGCACAACGAUAACAGUUCUCGUCCAGCCUUGUUUUUUAAUGUCUGUUUUGUUCUCAAACGUUCUGUUCUUCCUUCCUGCUCUGGAUAUCAAUGUUUUUAUCUUGUCUUGUGUCUUCUGUUUAUUCUUUUUUUUUUAAAGACGUAAGGUUUGUUUGUUAUGAGAGAACGUAACGUUGACCAGUUCAAAGCACUCAUCGCUCAACUUGAAAUGUUUGAAAUGGAGCUUAAUUGUUUUGAAAGAACUGGUCACUGUUAUGAUAUUCCUGGUGUACUAGGAUUCUGUUACAUUAAAUGUUGAGAUGGAUUUUAAUAAAACAUUUAUGAUUUGGUGCUA